This is a messenger RNA of Sciurus carolinensis (gray squirrel), 6690 nucleotides long. It is a transcript of the gene Fam135b, whose product is annotated as family with sequence similarity 135 member B. The record is from RefSeq and is a predicted model, not a curated record. NCBI's taxonomy places the organism in Eukaryota, Metazoa, Chordata, Mammalia, Rodentia, Sciuridae. The transcript has 20 exons. The coding region runs from base 135 to 4313 and encodes 1392 amino acids.
CCCACCGCCGCUGCAAGUGUUGGCGGCUGGAGAAGGCAAAAAGAGGAGGGUGACAGGCCCGGAGCUGAGCUGGGCCCUAGGAGGUGAGAGAGGGGAGCCCUGCAGUAGGAGACAGGUAAUGAACCAAAAAGAUCAUGUCUGAAGUUCAAGGAACGGUUGAGUUUUCUGUAGAGCUACAUAAAUUCUAUAAUGUGGAUCUCUUUCAGAGAGGAUAUUACCAGAUCCGAAUGACCUUGAAGGUGUCCUCCAGGAUCCCUCACAGACUGAGUGCUUCCAUCGUGGGACAGUCAGAGAGCAGCAGUCUGCAUUCAGCCUAUGUCCAUGAGAGCACUGUGCACAGCCGGGUCUUCCAGAUCUUAUACAGGAAUGAAGAGGUGCCCAUAAAUGAUGCCAUGAUCUUUCGAGCUCAUUUGCUCCUUGAUGGUGAAAGGGUGGAAGACGCGCUGAGUGGAGUCGAUUUUCAGCUCAAGGUGGACCUGCACUUUACGGACAGUGAAGAGCAGCUGAGGGACGUGGCCGGAACACCAAUGAUCAGCAGCCGCACGCUCAGCCUGCAUUUCCACCCCCGGAGAGGUCUACACCACCAGGUCCCUGUCAUGUUUGACUACUUCCACCUGUCAGUGAUCUCGGUGACCAUCCACGCUGCCCUGGUGGCUCUGCAGCAGCCCCUGAUCAGUUUUACUCGUCCGGGAAGAGGCUCCUGGCUUGGUAAAGGCGGCCCAGACACGGGACCAGAACAGUCCAUCAUUUCUCUGGAAAACUUGGUCUUUGGAGCUGGAUAUUGCAAGCCAACUUCCUCAGAGGGAAGCUUCUAUGUCCCCUCGGAGAACUGCAUGCAGCAUGCCCACAAAUGGCACCGUGACCUGUGCCUCCUGCUCUUACAUGCCUACCGGGGACUCCGCCUCUACUUCCUGGUCAUCAUGAGGGACAUCCCAGAGCUGCCACACAUGGAGCUGGAGGCCCUUGCUGUUGAAGAAACCCUCUCCCAGCUAUGCUCAGAACUCCAGAUGCUGAACAAUCCAGAGAAGAUAGCUGAGCAGAUAAGUAAGGAUCUCGCCUGGCUCACCUCUCACCUGAUGGCUCUGUGGACACAGUUCCUGGACACGGUGACACUGCACUCCCAAGUGACCACUUAUCUCACCCAGGAGCACCACACCCUGAGGGUCCGAAGGUUUUCUGAGGCCUUCUUUUAUAUGGAGCACCAAAAACUCGCUGUCUUGACCUUUCAGGAAAAUCUCAUACAGACUCACAGUCAGCUGUCUCUGGACAUCCGGAAUUCGGAGUACCUCACCAGCAUGCCCCCGCUGCCCGCAGAGUGCCUGGACAUCGACGGUGACUGGAACACCUUGCCAGUUAUCUUUGAGGACAGAUAUGUGGACUGCCCUGCGACAGGGCACAAUUUGAGUGUUUAUCCUAAUUUCAAAGUUCCAGCUGUAAGUCACACAAUAACGAAUCUAAAAGAUAAAGAAGAGAACCAUAUUGUAAAUAGAAAAUCAUCUUUUAGGGGAGACCUUGUCUUAUCUACUAGGAAACCACCUCAGAUGGACUCUGAUGGUGAGGUUACUAGGUGUCCAGGGUCAGAUGAGAAUGUAACCACAGAAAAUUCUGUGGAAGUGUGCUCCGAAUCUCAGGUGUAUCUGACAAUUGGUGAAUUCCAGAACAAAAAAGGUGCGCCUGAAGAUGAAUGUUGGACUGGUCAAAGGUCUGAAGUCAGAACAUACCCACUGGCAGAUGUGAACAUCCCUAGGAGGAGUUCAGACCCAGAGGAUGCACAGUCUCCAACACUGACUUACAUUGAGGUGAAAUCUAGCAAUAAGAACACCCACAGAGCUGAGCCCAUGGAAGUCCCUAAUGAGAGGAGAAGCCCUAGGGACAGUUAUAGGACAGUACCAAGCAAAGCAAUAGCAGGUGGAAAUCACCAAAAUGCCAUCUCUUUAGACAAAGCAACUGUCCCUGAGUUAAGUACUCUAGGAAAGGGAGCAGACCCAGAGGGUAAGCCAGUGCUACUGAGCCUGAGGCUCACCCCUGCUGAGCCCUCACUAAGCGCUACUGUGACAGAGCCUUUGGAUCCUCGGUCUUCCUUCCAGGACCCUCACACAGAAGAGCAGGAGGAGCUGUCCACGCUGUCUGGGGCCAUCAAGAGGUCUUCUUCUAUCAUAUCUGACUCAGGCAUUGAGAGUGAGCCAAGCUCAGUGGCCUGGUCUGAGGCCCGAAGCAGGGCCCUGGAGUUAGCCAGUGAAGUCCUGCACCAGGCGGUUCGAAGACACGCGCUCCACAGGAACUCCCUGGAGGGUGGACACACAGAAAGCAACACCAGCCUACCAAGCGGCAUCCAGGCCUCUCUCACCUCCAUCAGCUCUCUGCCUUUUGAGGAGGAAGAGCGUGAGCUGGCGCUCACCAAGCUGACCAAAUCUGCAUCUGCACCCCAAAUCAGCAGCCCAGAAGACUCAAAUGAAGGUGCAGACACUAUGAAGAAAAAGGGAGGCUUCGCUGAAGCUUUGGAAACGCAGAAGAGCAAAGGGUCCCCCGAGCAUAGUUCUCAGCUGUGUGGUGGGUCUGGAACCAAGGACGCCAGGGCAGGUCAGUCCCUCAUGGAAGCAGUUUCACAUGCUGCCACACAGCAGGACCCUGGUUACAUGGACAUCCCCAAAGGUAAAGAGAACCAGUUGGAACUUCAAGGCCACCAUCGUCUAGAUGGCAGGACUGAGAACACCCCAGAUGUCGAAACCAAAGGUCUUAACUUAAAAAUACCACGUAUUAUAGCGCUUGAAAAUCCCAGGACCACGUCGAUGCAUAGAGCACUCGUGGAAACCCCAAAGGGCAGACCUAAAGACUCGAAUGCGAGCAAACACAUCCUCUCCAACAGCAGCAUCUCAGAAGUCGGGGAAACGUCUCACCAUCUGGUGCCUGAAUUCAGCUGUACGUCAGCUUCUGACCCCGUCACCCUGAAUCCGGAGCGCAGUGGUGCGCCUGGCACCGUGGACCACGUGGCGUUGCGUAGAGGACCUAAUGCCUUCCCGGAGGUUGAACACAAAGCAGGCACUGUGUGCCCCACUGUGACUCACUCCAUUCCCUCCCAAAUUCUGAGAAACCAAGAGCUGAGGACGGGCGCUUCCAUCAUGGGUCCCCCGCUGGCCUCUGCAGAGACCUUUACUCUGGACAGCCUGAAGACGGUGGAGGUUGUCAACCUGUCUGUGUCUUGCACUGCCACCUGCCUCCCCUUCUCAUCUGUGCCCAAGGAGACCCCUGCCAGGGCCGGACUCGCUUCCAAACAGACCCCAGUUCCCAUUACCCAUCAGCCUCUGGGGUCCUUCGGGGUUGUUUCUGCCCAUUCGAGCAAGCUGGAGGAGGACGUCAGUGAAAGGAUGUUCAGUUUUUAUCAGGCCAAAGAAAAAUUUAAAAAAGAACUGAAGAUUGAAGGAUUUCUGUACAGUGACUUAUCUGUACUAGCUUCUGAUAUACCAUAUUUCCCACCAGAGGAAGAGGAAGAAAACUUGGAAGAUGGGAUUCACCUGGUCGUCUGUGUCCAUGGCCUGGACGGGAACAGUGCGGACCUCCGGCUGGUAAAGACUUUCAUAGAGUUGGGGCUCCCUGGAGGAAAACUGGACUUCCUCAUGUCUGAAAAGAAUCAGACAGACACGUUUGCAGACUUUGAUACCAUGACGGAUCGCUUACUGGAUGAAAUCAUUCAGCACAUUCAGUUGUACAACCUCUCCAUAUCCCGAAUUAGCUUCAUUGGCCAUUCUCUUGGCAACAUCAUCAUCCGAUCUGUCCUCACCCGGCCCCGGUUCCGGUAUUACCUCAACAAACUGCACACGUUCCUGUCACUGUCUGGGCCUCACCUGGGGACCUUGUACAACAACAGCACCCUGGUUAGUACAGGCUUGUGGCUCAUGCAGAAAUUAAAGAAAUCCGGGUCCCUUCUGCAGCUGACCUUCAGGGAUAAUGCUGAUUUACGCAAAUGCUUCCUCUACCAACUAAGCCAAAAAACAGGGCUGCAGUAUUUUAAAAACGUUGUGCUGGUUGCUUCUCCCCAAGACCGCUAUGUGCCCUUCCAUUCAGCCAGGAUCGAGAUGUGCAAAACCGCCCUCAAAGACAGACACACAGGGCCAGUUUAUGCAGAAAUGAUCAACAACCUUCUGGGCCCUCUGGUGGAAGCCAAGGACUGCACUUUAAUCCGGCACAACGUGUUUCACGCCCUGCCCAACACUGCCAACACCCUGAUCGGCCGAGCUGCUCACAUCGCGGUGCUGGAUUCGGAACUUUUCCUAGAGAAGUUUUUCCUGGUGGCAGGACUCAACUACUUCAAGUAGUGGCUUUGAGGGAGCAGGCCUGGGGUGGCCCUCCAGAAGUGUUUAAGGUGAACUGAGUGCUUUUGCUGGGGCAUGCCCCUCUGCCAUGCCAGGGUGGAGCUAUGGAGGCGGCAUGAGAUGGAGCUGGGUGGAACUGAACCGUAGUGGUGCUUCCGUUUUAGAGGUUUGGGAAAGCUGAACACAGAGUGUAAAAGACAACAGACUUUGCUUGAAUUUGUCUAGCCACCUGGAGUCUCUUUCAAGAUGCUUUUAGGGAAAAUAUGAGAAAAUAAAGAAAGGAUGCUUGGAGUGGGCCCGCCCACCUUUCACCCUGACGGCUCACAGGGAGGUCGCUCCGACUGAAAUAGAUUUGUCCAACAUGUGGCUAGCUCAUAGCUUUAUCAUUUUGAUUAAAUCAAGUGCACACAAGCAUUUCAGAACUCAGGUUAACCUCUGUGCAGAAGUGCAACAUACUCGUGUAAAUAGAACCCUUACUAGAUUCCAACGUGCCACUUGUUUAAAACCAACACGACACCCACACUCUUGUUCUCUCUUCAUGUUCUCCAAACAAGGGACAAAGGAAUGUGUGGCACAUCCCCAUUAUACUUUGGGACAGCAGUCAGUGGGGUGACAAUGCAAGAAGGGGUAGGGGUGAUGCUCUUAGUAAAUACAAGUUUGUUACCAACAGAAAUAACCCUAGGGAACUCACUGAGCAGCUGCUCUGCCUACUUCCCCAACUCUCUAUGCAUAGCCUGGUUCACAGAUGGUUUUGUGAUGGCUUCGAUCUCGGGGGCAGGGAAAACUGAGUGAGACUAUAGUCAGUAGGAGGGGGCACUCCAGAUAGAUGCAUGUGUGCACGAAGCUCCUGCUGAAACACUUCCAAAGAAACGCUGUGUUAGCACCGGAUGCAACUGCAAAAAAUCAAAACCAUUAACAUGGCCAGCUGCUUCUCCUCUCCCUGGAAGGAGAAAGACAUCCAAUUGGAGGAGUGCUGGAUACAAACCUCAGGGGAGCCCUCGGAAGGGUGCUGGAUAUCUUUCAAUUGAAAUGUCUUCUUGCCUUAGGGAAUAAAGGGCUAGGAAGGUCACCACUGAUAUAAACUGAUAGAGGACAGGGGCAAAUGUAAGAUCAGGAUUAGAACAAAAGCCAGACUAAAGACUGAACUUAAGCUGUCAUUGGUAAGUGACUUACAGGGAACUUGUGAAAAUAACCAGGAGGGUUAGUAUGGUCCCAAAGACCGUAUGGGCUGAGGGAAGGUCCAUGAAUCAUUCAGUCACGUGGAAGGAAUGCACGAGUCAGGAAAGCAGAGAUGGAUGACACGGUGACCCUUCAGGUCUGCACGUGCAGGGAUUCCUCUGGUUCAAGUAUCUGGACUGUGGCUCCAGGUCACAGAUGCCAAGUGGACCUGGGCUCAUCUGGGCAUUGUAGAUCCUCCCACAUUAAAUCAAAUGCAGACCCUGAGAAAGGAGUUCAGAAAGGCAACGUGCAGGAGAGAGGCCUGUGUAUUUCCUAAAACUAGGAGUAGUAGGCGGGACAGUGUCAAAUAUUUUGCAAGGACAAAAUUCCACACAGCAACUUUAGGGUCUUUCUGAAUUUUCAUUAUAUCCUGGUCUGAGAACUUGGGUUUGCUGACCCCCUGGGUGAUUUUCCUGGGUUCCUGCGCUGGUGCUGGCAUGGACUCUGGCUGCUCGCGAGCAGUGAUGCUGUUGCUCUAAAAUCCAGGAGACAAGUGUUUCCUGGUCAUGCAGCCCAUAAAAGUGUGUCUCCUGGCCCAGACAAGAGCCGUGCUCAGUGCAGGGCUGGAGGUUUGUAGCAGCUUCUCUCUGGCCAUAUGCGAGUCCAGCUCCUUUGAGGAGUGCAUUUCAUGUCAUGUUUCCAGUUCUCAUCAGCGUGCGUCAUUCCCUGGUCACUCGAAAGACGGGGUAGCCAGUAGUUAUGGAGCCAGGAUGAAUCUGAUGAUCAUCAUCUUUUCCAAUAGCCAGAUGCCAUUUUAACUUCAACAUGCUGUCUGGACACAGUGAGAACUAAUGGCAAUAAGCGUCCAGCUGCAUGGUGCACCUCUUUUUUAUAGGGGUGUCCUGCUGUCUUUGUAAACCCCCUCUGGCCUCUGCGCAUCUUAUACUUGUGUAGAAAGUACAUCUCUAUAUUGUAAAUAAGCGUGUUGAGUGUUGUGUGUUGUGCCUCAUUUGAAAAGGCUUUUUUAUGUCUCUUUCUAUUGAAGUAUAGAUAUCUAAUAUAUAUGCAUAAUAUAUAUAUAUAUAUAUACCUAUGUAUAAUGUAAAGCAGGGACAUUCUAUUAUUGAUUAUAAAAAUUAUAAACAAAAAGCCUGCCAACAUAACGGUCUAGUAUGUCUUCAUUCUCAGUAUAAUUUUUUUUGUUCGUUUGUAUGAUUUGUUA